CUGAAUCACUGUUUGCAGCUGGAGGUUCGGGUGCACGUUUUACGAUAGCUUUGGCUUUAUUUUCAGCUGAAAAUUCUAUUUUUUCACCGUUAUCUAAUGAUGAACAACAAUCAUCUGUUACAACUACUUCCUUCCAACUUUCUUCAGAAGAUGAACAAACUCUUGAUAUUUUAUCUGAUCACUCACCAUUAACUAGUUCUAUUUCCUUACCUGCACCUCUUGAUAUUGCUAAGCUUAUGGGUAGAUAUGAUAUUCAGUCUACACAAGAAAAUUCUAAUAAUAAGAGUAUUCAAAGUGAAGAAGAACAGAACACUGACGUAGAGACAAAGGUUAUACAUGAACAAUCACCUUCUGCUGUGGCUACUAGUUCUUGG
Ambispora leptoticha is the source of this 374-nucleotide messenger RNA. Lineage: Eukaryota; Fungi; Glomeromycota; Glomeromycetes; Archaeosporales; Ambisporaceae. The record is from the annotation of a GenBank genome assembly.